AUGGCCUCAGCUACUUUUUCACAAGCUUCGGACCUUCCUGCUUGGAAGACUCUGCAAAACCUCUAUGACACCGAGGGCAAGUCAUUGUCUGUCAAGGAACAAUUUUCUAAAGAUCCUGAGAGAUUUUCCAAGUUUUCUCACACUUUCACUAACUUUGAUGGAUCCAAGAUCUUGUUUGAUUUCUCUAAGAACAUCAUCAAUGACGAGAUUCUUGCUUCUCUUAUCAAGUUGGCUAAGGAAGCCAAUGUCGAGGGUUUGAGAGAGGCCUUUUUCAAGGGUGACAAGAUCAAUUUCACUGAGGACCGUGCUGUUUACCACAUUGCUCUUAGAAACCAAGCUGGUAAGCCCAUGCUUGUCGACGGUAAGGACGUCACUCCUGAGGUCAAUUCUGUUUUGGCUCAUAUCAAGGAGUUCACUGAGCAAGUCAGAUCUGGCGAAUGGAAGGGUUAUACCGGUAAGGCCAUUACCGAUAUCGUCAACAUUGGUAUUGGUGGUUCUGAUUUGGGUCCUGUCAUGGUUACUGAGGCCUUGAAGUCGUACUCUAAGCGUGACUUGGAUGUUCACUUUGUCAGUAACAUUGAUGGUACUCACAUUGCCGAGAUUCUCAGAAAGGUCAAUCCUGAGACCACUUUGUUUUUGAUCGCUUCCAAGACUUUCACUACUGCCGAGACCACUACCAAUGCCAACAGUGCUAAGAAGUGGUUCCUCGAGACUGCUAAGGACAAGACGCACAUUGCCAGGCACUUUGUUGCCCUUUCCACCAAUGCCGAAGAGGUUUCCAAGUUCGGUAUUGACACUGCCAACAUGUUCGGUUUUGAGAACUGGGUCGGUGGUAGAUACUCUGUGUGGAGUUCUAUUGGUUUGUCGGUUGCCUUGUACAUUGGUUACGACAACUUUGUGCAAUUCUUGAAGGGAGCCGAGGCUCUUGACAAGCACUUCACUGAAACCCCUCUUGAGCAGAACAUUCCUGUUUUGGGUGGUUUGUUGAGUGUGUGGUACAACAACUUCUUCGGUGCUCAAACCCACUUGGUCGCUCCUUUCGACCAAUACUUGCACAGAUUCCCUGCCUACCUGCAACAAUUGUCGAUGGAGUCUAAUGGUAAGUCUGUGACCCGAUCCAAUGAGUUUGUCAAGUACUCUACCGGAUCUAUUUUGUUCGGAGAGCCUGCCACCAACUCGCAACACUCUUUCUUCCAAUUGGUCCACCAAGGAACCAAGUUGAUCCCCACCGACUUUAUCCUUGCUGCCAAGUCUCACAACCCUAUUGAGAACAACCUCCACCAAAGAAUGCUUGCUUCCAACUUCUUUGCCCAAGCCGAGGCUCUUAUGGUCGGCAAGCCCCAAGAGGUUGUCAAGGCCGAGGGUGCUCCUGACUCUCUUGUUCCUCACAAGAUCUUCCUUGGAAACAGACCCACCACCUCGAUUCUUGCCCAAGAGAUCACUCCUGCUGCUCUCGGUGCCCUGAUUGCCUACUACGAGCACUUGACUUUCACCGAGGGUGCUGUCUGGAACAUCAACUCUUUCGACCAAUGGGGAGUCGAGCUCGGCAAGGUCCUCGCCAAGGCCAUUGGCAAGGAACUCGACAACAACGAGCCCGUCACCGACCACGACGCCUCGACCAACGCUCUCAUCAACCAAUUCAAGAAGUGGGCUUAA
Molecule: messenger RNA, 1656 nt
Organism: Sugiyamaella lignohabitans
Lineage: Eukaryota; Fungi; Ascomycota; Dipodascomycetes; Dipodascales; Trichomonascaceae
Gene: PGI1
Product: glucose-6-phosphate isomerase
Exons: 1
Coding region: 1-1656 (551 amino acids)
Biological process (GO): glycolytic process; glucose 6-phosphate metabolic process; gluconeogenesis
Cellular component (GO): cytosol
Molecular function (GO): monosaccharide binding; glucose-6-phosphate isomerase activity; carbohydrate derivative binding
Source: RefSeq, a predicted model, not a curated record